Molecule: messenger RNA, 3484 nt
Organism: Corticium candelabrum
Lineage: Eukaryota; Metazoa; Porifera; Homoscleromorpha; Homosclerophorida; Plakinidae
Product: inactive tyrosine-protein kinase 7-like
Exons: 10
Coding region: 125-3313 (1062 amino acids)
Biological process (GO): protein phosphorylation
Cellular component (GO): neuron projection
Molecular function (GO): ATP binding; protein kinase activity
Source: RefSeq, a predicted model, not a curated record
CCUAAUUAUAUUCUGAUCGUAGUGAUUGGUUCAUUCAUGCCUAUAUAGCUACCGCGAGUUACAUCUGUCUGUUGUUCUCAUCGACCACAAGUCGACUACGAGCAUCGACGACGGACGGUCGACGAUGCUGCUCGUGCUCUUGGUGAACGCGUUAUGGCUUACAGCGCUGACGUCGUGUGGUGAAACGUUGAGGCCCGACAAGAUCAUACGACAUCCAAGAAACGUGACGGCCCGACAAGGCGACGUCGUCGAGUUCUCCUGCACAGCGGCUCGCAGCCCCGACGUGACCGACUCCCCUCUACUUAUCGUCUGGAAGCUAAACGACUCGUUUCUCGACCUCCAGGAUCCUGUCUUCAAUACGAGCGAGUCGCAUUCGCCAGACGGCUCGCAGACGACGGCGAUACUGCGCAUUGCGUCGGCCAAUCGAGCCCGAGACUCGGGAACAUAUCGCUGCUCGGCAGUGAGCUACGACACACGCGUCGUGGAUAGCCAUUCCGCUCGAUUGACUUUCGUGAGAGGUCUUCCCGCUGCGUUUGUCGAAGACCCGUCGGAUGCGACUGUAACGCCAGGAGCGACGGCAACGCUUCGGUGCCGCCCGCCCGUCAGUCUGUCGACGUCGACCGUUCGAUGGCAAAAGGACGGACACGAACUCGUCGCCAGCAACCGAAUUCGAUUUGUACCCAGCGCGGGACUGCACAGAUUGAGGAUUAAGAACGCGCAGGUUUCGGAUGCCGGAGUUUAUGUUUGUGUUGCAGCAUCAAGCUCCAGCAAAUCCGCUACCAUAUCGGUUCUAGAAGAUAUGGUCAGGACACCCACUGUGUCUAUGUGUCAACUGGUUGUCAGUCCGACGCGUGCAUUUGUGACCAAGGGUCGUUCGGUGUCGUUCAAGUGCAUGUCAGAGUGCUCGAGUAGUGUCGAGUGGUUCAGAGGCGACGAGAAGGUGCAUAGCAGCGUGAGAAUCAGCGUCAGUCAGGCAUCCGGUCUUCUGGAGUUUAGGAAGGUGGGCAAGGGGCAGGUGGGAAACUACACGUGCAGAGAUGUCAGCACGUCGAGAUCAGUCACCGUUCAACUAGCGACUACACGUAUUGGCUUGAUGAAGGGUGGAGGUGUUAAGACUGUUCCCGAUGGCGACGGUGUUAGUCUCGAGUGUUCUCCACCUAAGGGGUAUCCACAACCAACGGUCACAUGGUUGUACGAAGGACGAGAACUUUUGGCUAACAGUUUGCACAUUUUUAAGUAUACUCAGUACGAGGGAGGGCUGUUCAUCGACGCAUGCAUGAAGGAAGAUUCGGGGACAUACGAGUGCGUUGCAUCAAACGAGGCCGGCUCUCGGAAUAUUACGUGGAAGCUUAACGUUCACGAAUUUUCCGAUGACCCCCCAACAUCCGUAUUUUCAGGAACGGAGAUUUUAAGUUUAUUUGCGUACAAGCCGUACGAUGUCACCGUGGGAUUAUUCAACGCAUUCAAGUGGGAUUGUCAGAUUCAGCUGAAUCCCGUUUCUGUGACGUACACGUGGAUGCACGGAAGUCGUACAUACAGCAACGAUGUUUCCGGUCGUAUUCAGGCGUACUCUAAUGGAUCGUUGGUUAUCAAUGCGGUGAAACGAGAAGACAGUGGAUCGUGGACGUGUCGAGCCGACUUUGAGGAGGGAUUGACUUUUAAUGCUACAGCCAUCGUAUCCACACUCGAACCGACCGGUGCUGUGUCUUUAUGGUUCGAUCACGGCGGGAAGCCUCCAUCAAGACUUUACAUCGGUCGACGCCAAUCUCACAGCCUGCUGUGUAAGGCAUGGUCGGCGUAUCCUCCGGUUACCUUCACUUGGUUGAGGAACAAUGUCACGAUUAAGAGACUCGUGUCGACGACCGAAUCGGGAAGCAAUACGUUGACUAUUGUGAAUUUUGAGAAGUCGGACUCCGGAUUUUAUGUUUGUGAGGUUCGAGAUAGUACGAAUUCAACGAUUUACAGUCGAACGAGACUAAUUGUUUUUGAUCUGCCGGUUAUUACUGUUGUGUCUCAAGUUGUGACUGCUAACCAACGUGAGGAUAUCGAGUUGGCAUGCGAAGUGACAUCAGCAGAGGAUGUCGUUACGUGGACUUGGCGUGCGACUGGGUGGCCCGGUCUCCCUCAGUCUGCCGCUCGUCGCUUUGUUGACUAUGGUAAUGGCACUCUGUUGAUAAAGAAUGCCAAGACGUUUGAUACCAAUACAUACUGGUGUGUCGCAUCGAACGCGGGCGGAGACACCAUGAGGUCGGUUAACGUGACUGUCAACAGGGUCGUUAACAAAUCAAACGAAGUCGGCGGUGGUGGUCUCGACUUGGUACCGAUUGUGGUUGUUGUUGCAGUGUGUGGGGUCGUGUAUAUAGUACUGAUGGUGGCUCUCGGUGUAUGGUGUUAUCGAAGAUGCCAACGCAAAGGGGACACGAAACCGUGUCCAAGCAGCGACGUCGAGGUGGCUACACUUGAUGAUGUGCCCCUCAGCGAAUUCGAAAUAGGGCGGAGUCAGUUGGAAAGAGGGAGUAACAGCUUGGUCGGUUCCGGUUGGUAUUGGACGGUGUACAAGGCUGAGUUGAAGAGACAGAAGACAAAAGGUGACAAUUCUGUCACCGUUAGUGUGUUAGUGAAGGAGUUCCAUGAGAAGGGGUUCAGUCGAGAUAAAUUUAUGGCCGAUGUGAUGGCAGUAAAGAGUCUGCAGCAUGCAAGCGUGGCGAGGCUUGUUGGCGUUUGUACUUCCAGGCUUCAGCCGUAUUUGAUGGUGACAGAGAAUUUGGAUCAGGGUGACUUAAAGAAGUACUUGACAGAAAUACGUUUGUCAGAGGGGCAUCUCACAAUGUCUGAUCAAAGUUCGCUUCUACGGCAGGCAGCCGCUGGCUUUCAGUACUUGUCUGAUCGCAAUCGUAUUCACAAGGACGUAGCCACUAGGAAUUGUUUGGUGAGCAGACAUCUAUUGAUAAAGAUAUCAGACUUGUGUCUUUGUGUCGAUGGAUACGAGGACGACUAUGUGCUCGAGACGCCUGCUGUGUCUGGCCAGUAUCGCCCAUUGCGGUGGAUGUCUCCAGAAGCCGUUUUUAGAGAUGAAUUCACAAAGGAAAAUGAUGUCUGGUCGUUUGGUGUAUUCAUGUGGGAGGUCACUGUGUUAGCAAGACAGCCACACGAAGGACUGACAAAUGCCGAGGUGAUCACAGCCAUCGGGAAUGGUCGGGCUCUUGAAAAAUUGGACAGUUGCCCGGAUGAUCUGUAUGAGAUAAUGCAAAGUUGUUGGCUCAAGGAGCCGGUAGAUAGACCAACGUUUGAACUAAUAUGUGGUCUCUUAUAGAAUAGAAUAGAAUAGUGAUAUUGAUAGGUUGGCGUUGCUGUCAGAUUGCCUUGCCUUGCCCAUGACAGUUGAUUGAUACUGUAGCUUACAUUUCUAGUAUAUAUCGCUCAGUCUGAUGACUGUUAGUAUUAUAUCAUUUAUACAAAUUAUGAAACACUCGUUUAUGACUAG